Strongyloides ratti is the source of this 1395-nucleotide messenger RNA. Its product is annotated as O-acyltransferase. Bases 1 to 1395 code for a protein of 464 amino acids. Gene Ontology annotation, cellular component: endoplasmic reticulum membrane. Gene Ontology annotation, biological process: cholesterol metabolic process. The transcript is spliced from 3 exons. NCBI's taxonomy places the organism in Eukaryota, Metazoa, Nematoda, Chromadorea, Rhabditida, Strongyloididae. The record is from RefSeq and is a predicted model, not a curated record.
AUGGAUAAUAUGAAGGUAAAAGAAAAAGAUAGAAAUAAUAAUUGUAAUAAUACUACAAAAGAAACAAAAUUUAGAGAAAAAAUUUUUGUUGUAAGAGAUUCUAUUUUAACUAAUGAAUUUAAUUCUUCUGGUAGAAUAUUAUAUAAUUAUUUUUCUUCACUUUUUAUUCUCCUAGCAAUAGGUACAUGGAUUCGUGAUACCUGGCAUUAUGGAAAUCCUCUUCAUCAUACAUGGUUAAUAUGGUGGAAUUUUAAUAGGUUUCCAAUAACAAUGUUAGCAUGGAGUAUUAUGCAUCUUUCAACAGUGUUUUUUAUUUAUUAUGGUAUGACAUUAUGGUCUUUAAUUCCAUCAAAAAACUGUACUAUUCAAUCACAAAAAUUCUUUUUUUUUUCAUAUAUAACAUAUUUAAUUUGUUUAUUUUACCUUCCAAUUAAAUGGAAUAUAUGGAUGGAAUUAAAUCCAGCAUGUUCAUAUAUUAUAACAUGUGAAAAUACAAGAUUAGCAAUGAAAGUUCAUUCAUUUGUUCGUGAAAAUAUUUUACUUGCAACAAGAAGAAAAAAACAAAUAUAUGAAGAUAAAAUUUCAUCAAUUGAUGGAUGGCCUACAUUAAAACAAUUUAAUUAUUUUAUGUUUGCACCAACAUUUAUUUAUAAAAAUUCAUAUCCAUCAUAUCCAACAAGAUCAUGGAAAAAAGUUGGAAAUUAUUUUAUUCAAUGUCUUAUUUGUAUAUAUAUUGUUGAUUUAAUAUUUAUGCAACAAGUAUAUCCAUAUUUUUCUGAAAUGAAUUAUAAUGAAAAUAAUAUAGUUACAUUAAUUUAUGCUAUCUUUCCCUCAAUAAUUCCAGGUAUGAUAUGCUUAAUGAUGUUAUUUUAUGGUAUUUUACAUUGUUGGUUAAAUAUGUUUGCUGAAGCAUUACAAUUUGGUGAUCGUUUAUUUUAUGAUAAUUGGUGGAAAUCAAAAAAUAUGGCACAAUAUUAUAGAGAUUGGAAUUUAGUUGUACAUGAAUGGUUGUAUUCUUAUAUCUAUAAAGAUUUAAGUACAUUCUUAAAAAACAAUUUUAAAAUGGAUAAAAAUGGGAGAAAAUUUUCUCAAACACUUGUUUUUUUCUUAUCAGCAUUCUUUCAUGAAUAUUGGUUUGGUAUAUCAUUAAGAGUCUUUUAUCCUAUAAUGUUUUUCUUAUACUUUAUUUGUGGUGGAAUAUUUUUUUUUGUAUCAAGAUUGAUAAAAAAUGAUUCUAUUUGGAAUAUAACAAUGUUUUGCAAUUUAUUAAUUGGAACAGGAAUGUUUGUUGCCUGUUACUCUAUGGAAUGGUAUGCCAAAGAAAGAUGUCCAUCACAAAAAGAAGGAUUAUGGAAUUGGAUACCAAAACAAUGGAAUUGUCAACAAAUAAAUUAA